AUGCCAGUGCUCUACCUCGUCGUCGUAGUCGCCGCCGUUUCCCUCUCCCUUGUCGUGCCCGCGGUCGCCGAUGAGGCGUACUACAACUACAUUCCCAGCGCGUGCCAGAAGUCCUCCUUCCACUGCGGCGACAGUGUCGACGUGCGCUACCUGUUCUUCCUCGCCAACGCCACCUCCGUCAUCAAAGGGGACACCGCCUACGCAGAGUCCUACUGCGGGUACCCCGGCAUGGCGAUCGCCUGCGAGGGCGGCCGCGCGACCCUGAAGCUCAAGGGCGACAGCUAUGCUGGACAUCGACUACAGCAACCACACCGUGACGGUCACUGA
Messenger RNA from Miscanthus lutarioriparius, 327 nucleotides. Lineage: Eukaryota; Viridiplantae; Streptophyta; Magnoliopsida; Poales; Poaceae. The record is from the annotation of a GenBank genome assembly.